Molecule: messenger RNA, 1042 nt
Organism: Vanessa tameamea
Lineage: Eukaryota; Metazoa; Arthropoda; Insecta; Lepidoptera; Nymphalidae
Gene: Rab9
Product: ras-related protein Rab-9B
Exons: 4
Coding region: 313-1005 (230 amino acids)
Biological process (GO): retrograde transport, endosome to Golgi
Cellular component (GO): lysosome; late endosome; phagocytic vesicle
Molecular function (GO): GTP binding; GTPase activity
Source: RefSeq, a predicted model, not a curated record
AAAGUUUGUAAUUUGAUUACAACAGCUGUGCUGUGGAGCGGACUGUGUAGCGAUUUUGAUUACAACUUUAUUUUAUUUUUAUAUUACAUUAUAAACUGUAGUGACGUGUUACGUGUACGGAUUUUUUUUAUAUUUAUCGUUGUUAUUUGUAUAUCGGUCAGUGUUACAUUAAAACUGAAUUAUCUAAAAACAUUUCCGCGUUAUACUUAUGUGGAGUCAUUAAUUAAAUAGAUCUUAGUGUGACUCAAGGCUGUACCAAUAAAAGAACCACUAAGCUGAGCUUGUGACUAUUAUGAGAAUUACAAACACAUAAUGGUUGAGGAUAAUGAUCAAAGUUACGGACGGACGGCAAACAAAAAUGUACUAUUGAAAAUAGUAAUACUAGGAGAUGGGGGUGUGGGCAAGUCGUGUUUGAUGAGUAGGUUUAUAUCGAACCACUUUGAUGACCACAACUUUCACACGAUAGGCGUCGAGUUUAUGAACAAAACUAUAGAUGUCAAUGGAAAACAAUAUACACUGCAGAUAUGGGACACAGCUGGCCAGGAACGGUUCAAGUCUUUAAGAACACCAUUCUAUAGAGGGACAGACAUCUGUAUACUGGCAUAUGCUAUAGACGAUAGAAGUUCGUUCAACAAUAUUAAGACGUGGUUAAAUGAGUUCUUACAUUAUGCUGGUGUUAAAAAUGGAAUUGAAAAGUUUCCUUUUAUCGUCGUUGGGAAUAAGUCAGACGUAUCGUCAAAAGACAGAGAGGUCUCAUUUGAUCAGCUAAAAUAUUGGUGCGACGAAAAUAAAAUAUCAACAUACGUAGAAACUUCUGCAAAGACAGACAGCAAUGUCGUUGAAGCUUUCUCGCUGUCCGUACAGAGAUGGGCAGAUUUGGAACAGAAAGCCGAGAAGGAACUCAGGAUGUUCCACCAUCCAGAUACGGUGACACUCCAUGGUUCGAGCGCCGUAUCCAGCUUCCGAACAACUUGCUGUUCUCGGUUUACUUCAUAUGAUACAUAAACUAUUAUCUUAUGGAAGGUAAUUUUCUCAGAUUCAG